AUGUCGAUGAUUGGAAGUUUUGAAGGUUUCCAGCCAGUGUCUCUGAAGCAAGAGGUCGAAGAGCAGCCCUCUGAGACUGAUCGCUUGUCCACAGAGGAGGGGGACCCAGGCAAGGACUCAGCACCGAAGCUGAUUUCAAGGCAACCGAGUGUGACUGAAUCAACGCUCUACCCCAAUCCUUAUCACAAGUCUUACAUGUCACGGAAGUACUUUGUUACACGGCCGGGGGCCAUUGAAACUGCCAUGGAAGAUUUGAAAGGCCAUAUAACAGAAACUUCUGUAGAGACCAUACAAGGCUUCUGGCUCUUGACUGAGAUAGACCACUGGAACAACGAGAAGGAGCGGAUUGUGCUGGUCACAGACACGACUCUCUACAUCUGCAAAUAUGACUUCAUCAUGCUUAGCUGUGUGCAGAUGCAGCGCAUCCCACUGAGUGCUAUCUGUCGCAUCUGUGUGGGCAAGUUUAUCUUCCCAGGGAUGUCCCUGGACAAGAGGCAGGGAGAAGGCCUUCGGAUCUAUUGGGGGAACAUGGGAGAGCCGUCUCUGCUGUCCCGCUGGAACCCAUGGUCCACUGAGGUUCCAUACGCCACCUUCACUGAGCACCCCAUGAAGCACAGCAGUGAAACGCUACUGGAAAUGUGCAAGAUGUCUGGGUUGACAUCUAAACUUGUUCCAACUAUCGAGAAAGCCCACAAGAAUCCCACAGGAUCUGGAAGCAAAAAGGAAUUUAGGGUGCUAAUGGAACCCAUUUUGAUUGAGACCUACAUGGGGCUGAUGUCAUUCAUUGGAAACCGCAACAAACUUGGCUAUUCCCUCGCCCGUGGGAGUAUUGGUUUUUGA
Molecule: messenger RNA, 840 nt
Organism: Echinops telfairi (small Madagascar hedgehog)
Lineage: Eukaryota; Metazoa; Chordata; Mammalia; Afrosoricida; Tenrecidae
Gene: TPRG1
Product: tumor protein p63 regulated 1
Exons: 5
Coding region: 1-840 (279 amino acids)
Cellular component (GO): cytoplasm
Source: RefSeq, a predicted model, not a curated record